AUGCAGUGGGCCACAGCCGCCAUGUCGCAUGCCAGCAUAUCGUUGACUACCAACGAGGCUCUGUCGGGUGUCUUCGGCUCCAUCUCGUUGGCAUCGUGGAUCUUCCUGCUGGUUCCCCAACUGAUCGAGAACUACAAACAGGGCUCCGCGGAUGGCAUCUCCCUCGCCUUCCUCACUGUCUGGUUCAUUGGCGACAUCACCAACCUCGCCGGCGCACUCUGGGCCGGACUCGUACCUACCGUCAUCGCCCUCGCAAUCUACUUCUGCUUCGCGGACCUGAUCCUCAUCUCGCAGUGCGUCUACUACAACCUGAAGAACUCGCGCCGUACGCGCAAGUCUUCUACACGCAGCACAGACAGCGUCGAAGCGCCUCUACUCGGUCGUCGGGACUCGAGCAACAUCGGUCUUCCGGGCAGCCACCGCCGCGAUUCGCAAGCAAGUCGCCGCCGUCGCGCAAGCUCAUUGCCCACAAUCGCGGAUGUCGAGGCUGGAGGUAGCGAGUGGAUCAAGAAUGCUCUGAGCAUCGUCGGUGUCUGCAUCGUUGGCGCUGCAGGAUGGGCGAUUGCGUGGAAGACUGGCGUCUGGGCACCGCAACCUACCAACGCGGAUGAGGGAGCAGAUAUCGCUCUGGGCGCGCAGAUUCUAGGUUACGCCAGUGCUGUGUGCUAUCUUGGCGCGCGCAUUCCCCAGAUCAUCAAGAACCAGCGCGAAAAGUCCUGUGAAGGCCUUUCACUCCUUUUCUUCAUGCUGAGCUUGCUGGGAAAUGCGACAUAUGGUGCAGGAAUCCUCUUCCACUCGCAAGAGAAAGAGUACCUCCUAACCAACUUGCCCUGGUUGAUCGGCUCUCUCGGUACCAUGGUCGAAGACGCCAUCAUCUUCAUCCAAUUCCGCGCUUUCGGUGACGCCGAGACGACAUCUGCUCUAGAGGCAUAG
Messenger RNA from Parastagonospora nodorum SN15, 933 nucleotides. RefSeq lists its product as hypothetical. Gene Ontology annotation, biological process: basic amino acid transmembrane export from vacuole. Gene Ontology annotation, cellular component: fungal-type vacuole membrane. The coding region runs from base 1 to 933 and encodes 310 amino acids. The record is from RefSeq and is a predicted model, not a curated record. The transcript is spliced from 4 exons. NCBI's taxonomy places the organism in Eukaryota, Fungi, Ascomycota, Dothideomycetes, Pleosporales, Phaeosphaeriaceae.